AUGGCUGCGCCGCAGAGUCCCAACCUCAUGUUCUUCGACGACGAGCCGCCGGCGCCGGAUCGCCAGGCGCUGCAUUUCUUCGUGUCCUGCCGCGGCGUAGACGGCAACUCGCUCGUGUCCCCCGCGCGCUCGGCGCAGACGUUGGUGCGCGGCGCCUUCAACAUGCUCAGCGGCGCCGCGUCCAUGAACAACAACACCAAGUCGCCGCGCGCCAAGCCCCCCACGGAGGUCAACGUCGAGGUGCGCGUGGCCAGGGAGACGCCGAUCUUCGGCUUUGGCGCAGACAUUCCGGUACACCAGACGCCGCUCCCCCCUGCAGCCCCUAGCAGCGGCAGCGGGCUGACCAUUGAGAUGGACAGCUUCGGGGAGCUGGACGCGGGCUUUGCGGACAAGGCGGCGCUGCCUGCUGACGGACUCCUGGACAGUGAGAGCUACUGGAGCGAGCGCCAUAAGAGCCGCAACCCCAGGUUCUCUGUGGGCUUCAGCGUCCGCUGCAAGAACCCGGCGGAGUACGACCGCCACGUGCAGAUUAUGGUCAUGAUCCCCGACGAGGGAACGUCCUCGAACAGGAACAGCCAGGUCUUUGGGUAUGCGUUGACGUCGUUCCAGGAAAUGUACGCGGUGGCUACCAGCGGUAACUACAAGCAGAAGAUGACGCUACCCGUGCACUCGACGGUGCUGGACGGAGCCACCGUAGAGCUGCAGUUUGCCAACAUCCAGCCGCAGCAGCAUCCGCUGUUCAAGGCGCAGCAUAAUUUGUUCAGGAGCUUUAUGUUCUAUCCGUUGAUGAAGGAGGAGCAUGCCGAGAUGCAAGCUGCAAAUGCCAAACUGGCAGUUGAAGAGGCAGCGGAGGUGGACUUUAGUGUCAAGAUCCCACUGCAACUGCUGCGAGUGUGCCAGCUUGAGCUGCUCCAGAUGUAUGACGAGUGGAGGUUGAGGUACAACUACAACCGCAAGAGGAACCGCUACUUCGAUAAUGACGCGGAAGCGCUCAACUUCGGACAUGACGUGUUCCGCGUGCAGGUGGUGUGUGGACGUGAUUUGAAGACAAAAUCAAGAGCCAAUGCUGCUGCUGCUGCGGCAAAUACUGAGUUCGAAAUGACAACAGACCUAGGCAACCGGUCGUCGCGUACUUCAGGUUUCUCGAUAGGUAUGGUCAGUGGUCGAGGCGGAUUCGUGAAUCGGAUAAAGGCGGGGAAAUGGGGCAGUACUAGUAGUGGGUCAUCGUCGUUUAGCAGUUAUGACUCUGAUACGGCUGAUGCAGGAGCUGAAGCUAGCAGCGGCGUUCAUCCUUUCGUUGUGGUCAAGUUUGAAGACGGCGUGAUUGGAAAUCACGAGUACACUGUGGGCAAAACAAACACGGAGUAUGAUGCGCCGAAUCCUGUAUGGUCGAGCAACAAGUCUGCAAACAAAUGCCCUCAUGGAAAACCCAACACGAAAUACCACGCGUCCAGAGUGUUGCGCAGUCGUGUGGUCGUAUCACCCGUCAACGCGCUUAAGCAGUUCGUGUUUUAUAGGCCGAGUGUACAAGGAUCAACCGAUGAACCACUGGCUGGGUGGUUGCGCUUCCAAGUUUUUAACGAGCACUACGGCUACAUGAGUGGCGUCGAGAAUGACUUAAUCGGUGAGGUAAUGAUUCCGCUGCAGAGUGUGCGUGAUGCUAUGACAGUGGAGGAGAAAACUGUAUUUGAUGAUGACGAUGGCACCGAAGGUAAUGCUGGUGGAGCUCACGAAACAAAAUCCCGCCAAAUAGUGACGUCUCUCACUCUGGUGGAUUGGUUCGACGUUCGUUCGCCUACCACGGACGAGAUUUUUGGUCAAAUUCAGCUUCGCAUUAAUAUUCUGUUGGCAAACCCACUUGCCCCUCCGAGUGAUGAUCUGCUGGCUGUUCACGUAUCGGGGCCAUCUCCAACUUUGCCAAGACGAUUCAGAAGGGCUUCCGACUGCUCUCCACCGGCGGCUGAUGGUAUCAUUGAGAGUGAGAUUCCCCUUAAUUUUCUGUAUCCGCACGUGCUCAAUAUUCGAAAGCAGGUAACAGAGGUUACUGAUAUGAUUCGCCUUACUGAGCACUUGGUAGAGGAAAAAAAAACUUUCAAGUCCAGUCUACACAAGAAGCGCGCUGACAUCCAAGCUAUCCCGACGAACUUGCACGUUUCCUAUUUCCGCAUAUUCCGUCACUUUGGAUCGCAAUCCUUACCACACCCACCGAUGGACGCGCAGGCAUCAACCGAAGACUUGCUUGGACUGGACGUCAACGCGCACUUUGGGGCCCCUAUUUCGCGCGAUUCGUUGUCGAUACAUGAGCGCAUGAUGACCCCGGAGACACAUGCGACAGUCACCUGCGGUGCUCCGACUGCGCACGCCUUGGGGCUAAGCGAUUGUGGAUUGCGAGAAAUGGAGCUUGAAAUGCACAGUUUCCAAUCCGUUCUGGAAAAGAGCACACCGCGGUUAAUGGGGGGCCCAGUCAGUGAUAGCAACUGCUACAUUCCGGAAGACUCCUCCGAUUUCUUUUACCCUCCGCUGGAAGACGAGACGGAGGCCGAAGUCGAGGAUGAUGUCCGUAGCAGCGACAGCGCUGUUUCCGCGGGUGCAGUGGAAAUCGUCCCGAAAAAGAAGCCCACCAAGUAUUCGAUGAUGGCGCGCAAGGCUGCUGCAGCUCGAGCGAAGGCUUUGUCCAAAAAGCGUUUUGUCAGGAAGAAGAGCUCUCGGCAGCUCGACCAAAAGAACAGCGACGAGAAAACCGCGGUUUACGCCAAAUACCCUACGCUUCGCGCUGAGCCCGACGAGGGUGUGGACCCAACGACAUCGAUUAACUAUGCCGUGCGGAUGCUGUGCCGACUUGAAAUGCUACGCACCGAGUAUUAUCUCCGGAAGACUGUUGCCGUCUCGCAAUCCGUCAGCAGCCUUGUCACCUGCUUCAUGGCGGAGCUAGACCUGUGUUUGCAAGAGAGGAAUGACAAGGUACUCGAUCAAAUGGCAAAGGUUGGAUUCUUGAUCGGGUGGGAGAGCCUCAUCUCGUCGCAUGGUAAGGAGCUGUACAUGAUAUCUGACGCGUGGGUAGCGAUCAAAUGUCUGGAAACGUUUUCGUUCAAGCUCUGCGAGGGGAGUGACAUGGAGGUGGUGGUGGAAAAGAACGAAGACACGGGCUACAUUAUCAAGGUUCCUGUCCCCUCUGCCCAGUUUGCAAUGCUUCCGGAAAGCUUGCAGCUUGGUGGUUUGAUUAGCGUCACGUCCGUACUAUUCACGCAGGGCAUCAAUGAAAUGCAGAGCUUGGCAAACAUGGUCGGACAUUCGGGCGUUUCGAUCCAGCGAAAGAUCAACAGCACGAGCUUCCGUACCAUCUCCGAGUACUACAACCGCUUUACGGAGGUCUGCGGUAUUGGGAUGUCGGAAAUCAGUGUUGGCUCGCACCCUGACGAAAUCCUGCGGAAUUUGCGCGUCAGUGUCGAGAGUGAAAACUCGGCCUCGAAGAAUACAUGCAUCUUGCUGCAUGCCGCAGAUGCGGUGCGAAGCCUGAACGGCGGGCGGGUGACCUACUGUAAGUCUGGAAAGGAUCGGACGGCAAUGAGCACGACGCUGGAGCAGGCGAGGCUUUUGGUCCAGCGGAAGCGGCACGUGCUGCAGGAGAUUGAAUCAGGAGGUGCUACCGAGUACGGACCCCUUGAAGAAGUGAAGGAUGUGGCCAACACGAUGCGAGAAUUUGGUGUGCGUAUUCACGUAGCGAAGAAGAACGUGGGGCGCUUCAAAUAUUCGUUCAACUCGUUGCAACGGAAGCUACUGCCCGAGAUUUACCGUCCGCCCAUGUCGACAAUUCAAGACAUGGUGACAUCGGUCACGGCGCGCGACUCCUAG
Phytophthora sojae is the source of this 3852-nucleotide messenger RNA. RefSeq lists its product as hypothetical. The coding region runs from base 1 to 3852 and encodes 1283 amino acids. The transcript has 3 exons. The record is from RefSeq and is a predicted model, not a curated record. Gene Ontology annotation, cellular component: cytoplasm. Gene Ontology annotation, molecular function: phosphatidylinositol-3,4-bisphosphate 4-phosphatase activity. Lineage: Eukaryota; Oomycota; Peronosporomycetes; Peronosporales; Peronosporaceae.